AUGACUGAACUCAAGACCACUGUUUCCUCCACUGGUGAUGCUCGCGCUGAAUCAGUGCGAGCAGCAGAAAUGUCUCCCACUAGGGAUAUUCCUAUGUGGAAGUAUAUCUGGCAUCACAGUCUCACCCAGAUGAUACUUCUGAGCAUCCAGGCCUUUUGUGGCCCGGCCAUGUCAGAUGCUAUUGCAGGCUUGGGUGGUGGUGGUCUUGCCACUCCUCAGGUUUCCAACAUAUCGACUGCCCUUCGCUAUGCUGCUUUGGCUUUCACCUGUUUCAUGGGCGGUCCGAUUGUCAACAAAAUCGGCGUCAAAUGGGCUCUCGUCAUCGGUUCCAUGUCUUUCCCUAUUCAAGGUUCGGCAUAUUACUGUAACAGCAAGUUCGGUAAUCAAUGGUAUCUGAUCUUGAGCGGUGCAAUUGGCGGCAUCGGAACUGGUUGCUGGUAUGUCGCUGAAGCUGGUGCCAUUAUGACUCUUGCCCCUUCUGGAGCUCGUGGUAAAUACCUGGCUCUUUGGAUCGUGUCCCGUAACCUAGGACAGCUCGUGGGUGGUGCUAUCAAUCUGUCGAAAAACCAUGAGAAGGGUGUCAGUGGCGGAGUCACUCCGGACACAUACAUUGCUUUCCUGAUUAUUGAAUGCCUGGCUCUGCCUUUCGCAUUCAUGAUUACCCCAUUUCAACACGUUAUUCGAUCUGAUGGUACCAAGAUCGUCACCGCCGAAACACUUUCGACAAAGUUGGAGGUUAAGCGCAUUGCCAAGACCAUGACCUCGAGACUCAUCACUUUGUCGGCCAUUUGGGCUGUCUGGUCCUUCUUUUACAGUGGCUCUUGGUCAACCUAUCUCGGAAUCCAUUUUACUGUCCGCGCCCGAGCCUUGUCAUCCCUCGUCUCGCCUUUCUUCUGCAUUAUCGGUUGCUUCGGUCUUGGCUUCAUUCUUGACGCUAAGAAGCUUGCACAACGUCGCCGUGCACAAAUUGGUCUCUACACUGUCGUCAUCUUGAACGUCGGAGUCUACAUCUGGUCAAUCAUUAUGCAAGCCCGCUUCGAGCGUAAUGACCCUGGUGCCAUUGACUGGGAUGACGGUUUGUUUGCGACUUCUUUCUUGCCGUACUUCUUUGUGCAGACAACGGGACCACUUUCACAGUCGUAUAUGUACUGGCUUUUGUCUUCUUUUGCUACUGAUGCACAAGAAAAUGUUAGAAACGGUGCUGCGUUCCGAUGUCUUGAGGCCAUUGGUCAAGCCAUUGCGUAUGGCAUGAACACACAAACCAAGAGUGACCCCCUGGUCGGGUUCUGUGUAACAUUCGCUCUGCUCGGCGCUUCGCUGCUACCCAUGAUCAUGCUUGUGAAUAGUACACCCAACAGGAUCCCUGCUGAUGAGAUUGCUGAACAGCAGGCAAUGGGAGAUAAACUUGGCGAUAUUGAGGGUCAGACAGUCCAGGUGGAUGAUGGCCAGGUCAAGAAAUAA
Messenger RNA from Fusarium poae, 1461 nucleotides. RefSeq lists its product as uncharacterized. The transcript is spliced from 9 exons. Bases 1 to 1461 code for a protein of 486 amino acids. The record is from RefSeq and is a predicted model, not a curated record. Lineage: Eukaryota; Fungi; Ascomycota; Sordariomycetes; Hypocreales; Nectriaceae.